UUCUUUCGAGAAUUUUACUCAGAAUAAGAAACGUUUUGUCGUACUUCCUGCUGCUCUUGAUAAUGGUGCCACCUCUCAUGCACAUGUUCCUGAAAAGGAACAGCGUCAAGGUUAUACUGCGCAUCAUGGGACCGACUAUUAACUGCAUCAUGCAGUUCUGCAAAUAUACGAUUCUCUUGCGGCAAAUGAGCAGAAUCCAGAAAGGCGUGAACGCGAUCAAAGAGGACUUGGCAAGUGCCACGGUGGAGAAUCGGCUGAUUUUUCGCUCGAAAGUGAAGAUCCUGAGGAGAAUAGUGGUAGUCACUGCGAUCACUAUGUACGGCGGUGGUUUGUGCCACAGGACGGUUGUCCCUCUUCUCAAAGGAACUAUCGUCACUCCAGACAACGUUACCAUAAGGCCAUUACCCUCCCCGACUCACCUCAUAAUUCUCGACGAGCAAAAGUCACCGAUUUACGAGAUACUGUUUGUAUUGCAAGUUUUCGCUGGAUUUGUUGCUUAUGCAAUUGUUUGCGGUAUCUCUGGCAUGUCCGCUCUGUUGGUUCUCCAUACGUGUAGCAUGCUGAGGAUCUUGGCGAACAAGAUGAACCGGCUCGUGAAUAAGAAGGAUGUGCCCGAGAUGAUGGUUCAACGGAGGAUCGCGGACAUCGUCGAAUAUCAGAUGAAAAUAAUGAGAUUUUUAAAGAACAUUGAAACGAUUACAGAGAACAUUUAUCUGAUCGAAAUGGUGGGCUGCUCGUGUCUCCUGUGUCUCAUCGGAUAUUAUAUCAUCAUGGAAUGGGAGAAUAACAACACCGCGGGUGUGUUGAUUUAUGCCACGCUACAAACAUCCUUUAUGUUCUGCAUCUUUAUAGUUUGUUACAUUGGCCAACUUCUCGUCGACGAAAAUAGGUUUGUAGGACAGACGUCAGGCAUGAUUAAUUACUACCACCUUUCGACCAAACAUAUGCGCUCUCUAAUACUGAUUAUCGCCAUGUCUAAUCACCCGAUGAAAUUGGUGGCUGGUAAGAUGGCUGAAAUAUCUCUGGCCACAUUCACCGACGUGAUGAAAAUGUCGAUGGGAUAUUUGAACAUUCUACGCGAGGUUGUUUAAAGUACCUUGUUAGAAUACUUACGAUAUAAUACGUGAGAGAUGGUAAUUCA
Molecule: messenger RNA, 1141 nt
Organism: Frieseomelitta varia
Lineage: Eukaryota; Metazoa; Arthropoda; Insecta; Hymenoptera; Apidae
Product: odorant receptor 82a-like
Exons: 5
Coding region: 63-1091 (342 amino acids)
Biological process (GO): detection of chemical stimulus involved in sensory perception of smell; sensory perception of smell
Cellular component (GO): plasma membrane
Molecular function (GO): olfactory receptor activity; odorant binding
Source: RefSeq, a predicted model, not a curated record